Molecule: messenger RNA, 1659 nt
Organism: Engraulis encrasicolus (European anchovy)
Lineage: Eukaryota; Metazoa; Chordata; Actinopteri; Clupeiformes; Engraulidae
Exons: 4
Coding region: 1-1428 (475 amino acids)
Source: RefSeq, a predicted model, not a curated record
AUGGCGGCCACCCAGUCGUCAUCAGCCCGCUUCGAUGGUUCUCUUCUCUCUCCAAGCACAAGUGCCACCCAGUCACCAUCAGCCCGCUUCGAUGGUUCUCUUCUCUCUCCAAGCACAAGUGCCACCCAGUCACCAUCAGCCCGCUUCGAUGGUUCUCUUCUCUCUCCAAGCACAAGUGCCACCCAGUCGUCAUCAGCCCGCUUCGAUGGUUCUCCUCUCUCUCCAAGCACGGGGGCCACCCAGUCGUCGUCGUCAUCAGUCCGAUUAGAGCAGUGGCCAAGUGUGUUUCCACUGCCUUCCUUUUCAUAUGAUGUUGAGUUGCGGCUAAGAAAGGCGAAUGAGGACUUUGAAAAGGGAAAAACUCUGGUCGUUCCCAGGGACAUGAAAAUAAACAUCUUGGAGAAAUUGGCUGAAGUGAUGUACUCCUUCAAAGCUUAUCCAGAUGAAACCCAAGUUGGAAAAGUGGCAUCUGCUCUGGUGCAAAAGUACCCCUGCCUUGCACACCCAACUUCUGAAACGGGCUGCGAAGCUUGGAAAGUGAGCCUAAGAUCCAAAAUUGCAAAUUACCGCCAGAAGCUCCGUAAUGCUGGAUGCCGUGAGAUGGCCGUCAAUACUGGUUCAAGACAAGGCUCCCUGAAGAGACCCAAGAGAUCAGAGCUGAACUUUCUGCCUGACCAUGCAGUUGGUUCUAAUGAAGAGGAGUUGGAGAGGGAAAGAGCAUGGAUGGAGGAAGAGGUGAAAAGGAAGAAUGUGAGCUUCACUGUUUUGAAAGAGAAGAUGGAGACCACGUUUUCCUUAAGAAGAAAGGAAAUUGUCCAGGAUCAGCCGCUGGUGAAAUCGAUCAAGGGGAGAUGGCCAGGACUGUUUUUCGAGCAGGAGGUUUGCGCUGAAUUUUUCCGCAUCAACCGCGUGGACCUAAAGGCAACCUUCCUAACAGCGCUGGACAGCCAUACCCAGGGGUUCCUGAGACUGUACAGAGCCAAAGCAAGCCAAGGAAAGUGGAAUGACUUGAACAUGCUUCUGGAGACACUGGAUGCCCAGACCACAGACCUGACUACACACAGACGGUCCACUGUUCUCCGUGGUCUUCCCCUGUAUCUGAAGGAGCAGGCCUCUCUUUCAAAGACACUUGAGAAAACUGGCGGCCCACCCACCACAUUCCCACAGGUGGGAAUCGUGGAAUUCACCACUGGACAAAGUCCCACAAUCACCGAUGCAGCUGUGGUGCUGGAGGGAGAAGUCGUUAUGGAGGGACUAAAAGACUUGACAACGGCAUUCAUCAUGCUGUUUGGGCUGUUCUAUGCCCUCAAUAUGGAGUACCCAAAAGAGUUGAGGUACACUUUUGAGGCAGCCCAAAAAAUCUUCCUUAACCUCGGCACACAGUGCACCGCAAAGAUUCGCUCCUUAAAAUUGAAGUUACUGGUGUAAUUUUAUAAUCGGUGUUGCUUGGCGAUCUCUCUCUCUCUCUCUCUCUCUCUCUCUCUCUCUCUCUCUCUCUCUCUCUCUCUCUCUCUCUCUCUCUCUCUCUCAUAAAUAACCACUUUUUUUGUUAUCAAAUGUUUAAAAGUGGUCCUGACUGUUAUGCCGGUGCGUGCUUGCCUGCGUGUAUUAACAUUGCCAUUUCUGUUUGUGUUCAUCUGUGUGUGUUUUCAUGAGUGU